Drosophila bipectinata is the source of this 9559-nucleotide messenger RNA. It is a transcript of the gene Ca-alpha1D, whose product is annotated as Ca[2+]-channel protein alpha[[1]] subunit D. Lineage: Eukaryota; Metazoa; Arthropoda; Insecta; Diptera; Drosophilidae. Gene Ontology annotation, cellular component: membrane; voltage-gated calcium channel complex. Gene Ontology annotation, molecular function: high voltage-gated calcium channel activity. The record is from RefSeq and is a predicted model, not a curated record. Gene Ontology annotation, biological process: calcium ion import across plasma membrane.
UGCUGAUUCCUUAAACUCGUUCGCGUUGCUGCUGGUCGCGUGUGAAAAAAAAAUAAAAUACAACAUAUAAAGUGGCCCAGGAAAAUAUAAUCCAUACAAAAUAAUAUAGAACGCAGAGUGUAAUGUCCAAGGAUGAUUGCAGACCAAAUCUCAACUUCAAAAACUCAACUGAAUGCCUAACGCAGACUUAAUACAAUUGCCAAAUUUUUCAAACCGUCGCUUUAAAAUCGUCCAAAAAAACAACUAAACCAAAAGAAUAUACAAAAAAUAUAUUAAGCACCACCGAAAUAUUUCUACAAAUUUUUCCGGAAAAUAGAAGCUUUUAUGCGUAUUAGAAACCCAUGCUCACCCUGAAAGUAAUCGUCGGUACAUGUGGGGGUGUGUGUGAAUGAGACCAAGCACACCUGUUGCCGCAAUGCUUCCGAUUUGGCCGCCUUGCUGACCGCGUGUUUCGUAUCGGCCAUUUGGCAGGGACCUUUCUCCACCAAGAGGCGUUCUGAAAAGUGCAUUUUGAAUGACAGGCAAAUCAAUAUUGAGCGACCGAAGGAAACUUCAAAUAUGAAUACAGGAGACCAUAAAGAGAAAGCCUCUCAACAACAGCAACAAACGCAACAAAUACAGCAACAGCCGCAGCAGCAGCAACAAUUGCCGCAGCAUCCAGACCAACAACAGCAACAGCAACCAAUUAAUAGAUAUGAUGCCUUGGACAAUUCUAGUUCGAAUAAUAAAUUAAAUCGUAAAUACAAUAACGAUAAGGAUAAGGAUAAAUCUAGCGAUAGGAAUCGGGAAGCGAGCAGGGAUUCGUCGUUGUUGCCCGCCAGUGUUGUCAUCAUCGAUGAAUCAUGCCCUGUGAAGAGCCAGAAAUCACCGACCGGCAUCGAGCCGAGCUCGAGCAUCAUGCCAAGAGGUGGCACCUCCUCCUCGCAACGACGCCGCCAAUUGCAAUUCCAGAGACAAAAGGAGGCCACGCUUUAUGACCGUGGAGAUGAGGCAACAGCCUCGUCCUCAUCCUCCGCCCCGCCCCCAGCCCCCGGCUCCGGCUCCACCCAGAGUGUGAAGGGGGGCGGGGAGCUGGUGAAUUGUAUAGCCUACGAUGACAACACCCUGGUUAUCGAGCGCAAGCCCUCGCCCACAUCCCCCGCCUCCUCGCGACGCUAUCUGAAGGCGGACACCCCGACGCGUGGCAGUCGGAAGUACAACCGCAAAUCCUCGGCAGCCAAGAGCGAUUUGGAGGUGGUCAUGGUCAGGCCGGAACACCAUCACCAGCACCGGUCACCGACGAUAACGCUUCCAGUGCCCACGACACCACUGACCACAUCGGCAUCGGCGGGCGCUUCUCCAACCGGAGCGGUAUUGGGUUCAGGACUGGGAUCGGUAUCGGGAUCAGGCACGGGAACGGGAACAGGAACGGUCCUGCAACAAAGUUGCAGUGCCCUCGACCAGUCAGAGGACGCCGGCCAGGCCACCACCUCGAGGAGACGACCCACCAGCACCGAGCUCGCCCUCAGCAACGUCACUAGUCAGAUUGUAAACAACGCCACCUACAAGCUUGACUUAAAACAGCGCCGCCGCAGGAGCAACAACGGGGCAAGUGACCCGGCGGCGGGAAUAGCCUCCGGAUCCGGGCCUGUUUCCGGGUCGGGCACCAGUCCGGGCCAGUCGGCGGGUCCUUCGAACGGCGGAAGUCGGCGACGCAAGUCGAGUUGUACGAGUUGCGGGGGCGGUGGCAUUAGUGCACCGGGACCCAGGCUAACGCCCGAGGAGGCGUGGCAGCUGCAACCACAGAAUAGUGUGACCAGUGCCGGCAGCACCAACAGCAGCUUUAGCAGCGGGGGAGGACGCGACGACGAUAGCAGCUACAGUGCCGUUGGCGGCGACAGCAGCAGCAGCAAUAGUUGCAAUUGCGACAUCACCGGCGACAAUAGUACGUUGCAUGGUUUCGGGGUCGGUGACGUCAGCAGCUUCAUCGGAGACGACGAGUGCGAGGAGGACGAGGACGACGCUAACCACCCAGAUCUCAGUUCACAGACUCUGCGCACCGCAGCCAUUGUAGCGGCAGUUGCGGCAGCGGCCAAGGAGCAACAGGACCAGCAGGAUCAGUCCCUGUCGCUGGGGGCAGCGGCCACCGACUGCGAGAGCUUUAGCGAGCGACGGCAGGAUGCCGAUGAGGGCGUCCGGAUCAUCCAGGAAAGCGGCGGGAACAACGACUCACUCGAGGACGUCGGCGAGGUCGAUGACAAUGCCGAUGUUGUAGUGAGAAAGAAUUCGCGCAACCGACCCUCGAUCAGGAGGACAUGUAGGAUUACCGAAGAGGACGACGACGAGUUCUACGAAGACGAUCAGGACCAGCAGGGCGACGACGACGAGGAGCCCGAGGGCACCACCAUAGACAUUGAUGAACAGGGCCAUCCAGACCAGGACGAGGACCCCGAGGACGACGAGGACGUGGACGAGUACUUUGAGGAGGAAGAGGACGACACUCAGGCCUUCUCACCCUUCUACUCCAGCUCGGCAGAGUUGAUAGAUAAUUUUGGCGGCGGCGCGGGCAAGUUUUUCAACAUAAUGGACUUUGAGCGAGGAGCCUCCGGCGGUGGCAGUUUCUCGCCAGGGGGCAAUGGACCCGGCAGCGGUGAAAACUCGGCCCGGUACGAUGGCGGCGAGGCGGAGUUAGGCGGCGGCAACAACAUAAUGGGCAUCGACUCCAUGGGCAUUGCAAACAUUCCGGAGACCAUGAACGGCACCACCAUUGGACCCAGCGGUGCGGGUGGCCAAAAAGCCGCCCCUGGUGCCGCCGGUCAGAAACGGCCCCAACGGCGGGGCAAGCCGCAACCGGAUCGUCCACAGCGAGCCCUUUUCUGCCUGACCGUCAAGAACCCUUUGCGAGCCCUUUGCAUUCGCAUCGUGGAGUGGAAACCAUUUGAGUUCCUUAUUUUGUUAACCAUAUUUGCCAAUUGUAUUGCCUUGGCCGUUUAUACGCCUUAUCCAGGCAGCGAUUCGAAUGUUACGAAUCAAACCUUGGAAAAAGUUGAAUAUAUAUUCCUAGUUAUAUUCACAGCGGAAUGUGUUAUGAAAAUUUUAGCAUAUGGUUUUAUGUUACAUAAUGGUGCAUAUCUAAGAAAUGGAUGGAAUUUAUUAGAUUUUACAAUUGUAGUUAUAGGAGCAAUAAGUACAGCACUUUCUCAUUUGAUGAAGGAUGCCUUCGAUGUGAAGGCCCUCCGUGCCUUUCGAGUGCUGCGUCCACUGCGACUUGUAUCGGGUGUACCAAGUCUACAGGUUGUGCUUAAUUCAAUUUUAAAGGCCAUGGUGCCACUGUUUCACAUUGCACUCCUGGUCAUAUUCGUAAUCAUUAUCUAUGCGAUCAUCGGCCUAGAGCUCUUCUCGGGCAAGUUGCACAAGGCGUGUCGCGAUGAAAUCACAGGUGAAUAUGAGGAUGAAAUUCGGCCUUGUGGUGUGGGCCGUGCCUGCCCGGAGGGCAUGAAGUGCUACGGCGGCUGGGAGGGACCCAAUGACGGCAUCACGAACUUCGACAACUUCGGCCUGGCCAUGUUGACGGUGUUCCAGUGCGUCACCCUAGAGGGCUGGACUGAUGUGCUCUAUAACAUUCAAGAUUCCAUGGGCAGCGACUGGCAGUGGAUGUACUUUAUUUCGAUGGUCAUCCUGGGUGCCUUUUUUGUGAUGAAUCUGAUUCUCGGUGUGUUGUCCGGUGAGUUCUCCAAGGAGCGUAACAAGGCCAAGAAUCGCGGCGACUUCCAAAAGCUGCGCGAGAAGCAACAGAUCGAAGAGGACCUGCGGGGCUAUCUCGACUGGAUAACCCAGGCCGAGGACAUAGAACCCGAUGCUGUGGGUGGUCUGAUACCCGAUGGGAAGGUCAAGCAAAUGAAUGAAAUGGACUCGACCGAGAAUCUGGGCGAAGAGAUGCCCGAGGUCCAGCUGACUGAGUCGCGAUGGCGAAAAAUGAAAAAAGACUUCGAUCGGGUUAACCGCAGGAUGCGGCGAGCCUGUCGCAAAGCCGUCAAGUCUCAGGCCUUCUAUUGGCUUAUUAUUGUCCUGGUUUUCCUCAACACCGGCGUCUUGGCCACAGAGCACUACAGGCAGGUGGAUUGGUUGGACAAUUUUCAAGAAUACACGAACGUGGUCUUCAUCGGUCUCUUCACCUGUGAAAUGUUACUGAAAAUGUACAGUCUGGGCUUUCAGGGCUACUUUGUAUCCCUGUUCAAUCGCUUUGAUUGUUUUGUGGUGAUUGGUAGUAUUUCCGAAACACUUUUGACCAAUACAGGAAUGAUGCCGCCUUUGGGUGUUUCUGUGCUGCGUUGUGUGCGUCUUCUCCGUGUCUUCAAAGUGACCAAAUACUGGAGGUCUCUUUCCAAUCUCGUUGCUUCCCUUUUGAACUCUAUACAAUCAAUUGCUUCGCUUCUGUUACUGCUCUUCCUGUUUAUUGUGAUAUUUGCUCUACUGGGCAUGCAAGUCUUCGGCGGAAAAUUUAAUUUUGACGGCAAAGAGGAGAAGUAUAGGAUGAACUUUGACUGCUUUUGGCAGGCUUUGCUCACAGUCUUUCAGAUCAUGACUGGUGAGGAUUGGAAUGCUGUGAUGUAUACCGGCAUCAAUGCCUAUGGUGGAGUGUCUUCUUACGGGGCCCUGGCCUGUAUUUACUUUAUAAUUUUGUUCAUUUGUGGUAAUUACAUUCUGUUGAACGUGUUCUUGGCCAUUGCUGUGGAUAAUUUGGCUGAUGCCGACUCCCUAUCGGAGGAGGUGGAAAAGGAUGAGGAACCACAUGAUGACUCAGCUUUCAAGAAGUCCCAUAGUCCCACUCCAACAAUUGAUGGCGAAGAUCAUCUGAGCAUCGAUAUAGACAUGGAACCUCAUGAGUUGGAUGACGAGGAGAAGAUGGAUCAUGAAACCCUUUCCGAUGAAGAAGUUCGUGAAAUGUGCGAGGAGGAACAAGAAGUGGAUGAAGAAGGCAUGAUUACAGCACGACCCCGACGUAUGUCCGAGGUUAAUACGGCAACGAAAAUUCAACCCAUACCACCGGGCACAUCAUUUUUUCUUUUCUCACAAACGAACAGAUUCCGAGUCUUCUGCCAUUGGCUUUGCAACCACAGCAAUUUCGGCAACAUUAUCCUAUGUUGCAUCAUGUUCUCAUCGGCUAUGUUGGCGGCAGAAAAUCCAUUGAGAUCCGACGACGAUUUGAACAAAGUUCUCAAUAAGUUUGAUUAUUUUUUCACGGCAGUUUUCACAAUAGAACUGAUUCUGAAAUUGAUUGCAUACGGCUUCGUUUUACACGACGGAGCCUUUUGCAGAUCCGCAUUUAAUCUAUUAGAUUUACUUGUGGUCUGCGUAUCAUUGGUAUCACUAGUGUUCAGUUCGAAUGCGAUCUCAGUCGUGAAAAUUCUACGUGUGCUCCGUGUUUUAAGGCCACUCAGAGCUAUUAAUCGUGCCAAGGGUCUCAAGCAUGUUGUUCAAUGUGUCAUAGUCGCAGUUAAGACUAUUGGAAAUAUUGUGCUCGUCACAUGCCUACUGCAAUUCAUGUUUGCCGUGAUAGGAGUCCAAUUGUUUAAGUAUGUGGUCAAGUGCGUUGUAGUCGCAAUAAAAACCAUUGGUAAUAUCAUGUUGGUGACAUAUUUGUUGCAAUUCAUGUUUGCUGUUAUUGGAGUACAACUCUUUAAGGGAAAGUUUUUCAAGUGCUCUGAUGGUUCCAAAAUGACCGAGGACGAAUGCUUUGGCACAUACUUGGUCUAUGAUGAUGGCGAUAUUCACAAGCCACGCUUGAAGGAGCGGGAAUGGAAAAAUUAUGGUUUUCAUUUCGACGAUGUGGCUAAGGGGAUGUUGACCCUGUUUACGGUCUCCACCUUUGAGGGUUGGCCAGGAUUGCUAUAUGUUUCAAUCGAUUCAAAUAAGGAGAAUGGCGGUCCAAUACACAAUUUCCGUCCGAUCGUAGCUGCCUACUAUAUAAUCUACAUUAUCAUUAUUGCCUUCUUCAUGGUGAACAUAUUCGUCGGUUUCGUUAUUGUCACUUUCCAGAACGAGGGUGAACAGGAAUAUAAAAAUUGUGAUCUGGACAAGAAUCAGCGCAACUGCAUAGAGUUUGCUUUGAAAGCGAAGCCAGUACGUCGAUAUAUACCCAAGCAUGGUAUACAAUAUAAAGUCUGGUGGUUUGUCACAUCGUCAUCCUUUGAGUAUACAGUCUUUGUGUUAAUUAUGAUAAACACUGUAACACUGGCUAUGAAGUUUUACAAUCAACCCCAGUGGUAUACAGAGCUUUUAGAUGCCUUGAAUAUGAUUUUUACGGCAGUUUUUGCAUUAGAGUUUGUCUUUAAACUGGCCGCUUUUCGAUUUAAAAACUAUUUUGGAGAUGCCUGGAACGUGUUUGAUUUUAUCAUUGUUUUGGGCAGCUUUAUAGAUAUCGUCUACUCUGAAAUUAAGAGCAAAGAUACUUCUCAAGCAUCCUGCGAUAUUGUUGAAGGUUGUAAAUCUAGAGCCAAAGCUGCUGGUUCAAAUUUGAUAUCCAUCAACUUCUUCCGACUGUUUCGUGUGAUGCGACUUGUUAAGCUCCUAAGCAAAGGCGAAGGCAUUCGAACCUUACUCUGGACCUUCAUUAAAUCCUUUCAGGCCCUGCCUUAUGUAGCUUUGCUCAUUGUACUUUUGUUCUUCAUCUACGCGGUGGUCGGAAUGCAAGUGUUUGGAAAAAUUGAAUUGGAUGGUGGAGGAGCCAUUACGAGCAACAAUAACUUCCAGACCUUUCAGCAGGCGGUACUGGUUCUCUUCCGUUCGGCCACCGGAGAAGCCUGGCAGGAUAUUAUGAUGUCCUGCUCUGCCCAGCCGGACGUAAAGUGCGAUCCACGUUCUGAUUCGAAGGGUGAACUCUGCGGCUCCUCUAUUGCUUAUCCAUACUUCAUUUCCUUCUACGUUCUCUGCUCGUUUUUGAUUAUUAAUCUUUUCGUUGCCGUCAUUAUGGACAACUUUGACUACCUGACGCGAGAUUGGUCCAUCCUGGGACCCCAUCACCUGGACGAGUUUAUUCGUCUGUGGAGCGAAUACGAUCCGGAUGCUAAGGGUCGCAUCAAGCAUCUGGAUGUGGUGACCCUACUAAGAAAGAUAUCCCCGCCGCUGGGCUUUGGAAAACUGUGUCCCCAUCGCAUGGCCUGCAAGCGGCUGGUGUCCAUGAACAUGCCACUCAACUCCGACGGCACUGUCCUUUUCAAUGCAACUCUCUUUGCCGUGGUCCGGACCUCCCUGAGCAUCAAAACCGAUGGCAAUAUCGAUGAUGCCAAUGCGGAACUGCGGGCCACCAUCAAACAGAUCUGGAAGAGAACCAAUCCCAAGCUAUUGGACCAGGUCGUACCGCCACCCGGCAACGAUGACGAGGUGACUGUGGGCAAGUUUUAUGCCACCUACCUGAUCCAGGACUAUUUCCGGCGCUUCAAAAAGCGCAAGGAGCAAGAGGGCAAGGAGGGUCAUCCCGACAGCAACACCGUCACUCUGCAGGCCGGUCUGCGGACCCUUCACGAGGUCUCUCCAGCGCUUAAGAGGGCCAUUUCUGGUAAUCUUGAUGAACUGGACCAGGAACCAGAGCCCAUGCACCGGCGCCACCAUACUCUCUUUGGAAGUGUUUGGUCCUCUAUCCGCCGGCAUGGCAAUGGCACCUUCCGGCGCAGCGCCAAGGCCACCUCCUCUCAGAGCAACGGCGCCCUAACGCUGGGCGGUUCCCCCUCAGGAGCAGUUGGGGUGGGUGGAAGCUCCCUGGUGCUGGGCAGUGCUGAUCCGGCCGGAGACUACCUGUACGACAACCUGAACCGGAGCGUGGCCGACGGCGUCAACCACAUCACCCGGAACAUCAUGCAGGCCCGCCUGGCAGCGGCCGGCAAGCUGCAGGACGAGCUUCAUGUGGCUGGCAGUGGCGGAGAACUGAGGACCUUUGGCGAAAGCAUCUCCAUGCGGCCACUGGCCAAGAACGGAGGUGCGGUCGGAGGUGGAGUGGCUGCGGCUACGGUAGCCGGAACGCUGCCACCCGAGGCGAAUGCGAUAUCUUAUGACAACCGCAAUCGUGGUAUUUUAUUGCAUCCAUAUAACAAUGUCUACGCACCCAAUGGUGCUAUUCCUGGCCACGAACGCAUGAUCCAAUCGACCCCAGCUAGUCCAUACGAUCAGCGUCGUUUACCAACUUCAUAUGAAAUGAACGGCCUAGCCGAGUCAUUGAUUGGAGGGGUACUCGCCGCUGAGGGAUUGGGUAAAUACUGUGACUCCGAGCUCGUGGGGAUGGCAUCCCGCGAAAUGCAAGAAGCCUUAGAUAUGACGCCCGAAGAAAUGAAUCUGGCCGCCCAUCAGAUCCUCUCGAACGAGCAUUCGCUAAGUCUGAUCGGCAGUAGCAAUGGUAGCAUCUUUGGUGGAUCAGCCAGUGGUCUGGGUGGUUUGAGUGGUGGCGGCGGCGGAAGUAGCAACAUUCGGAAUGCCUUUGGUGGAAGCGGAAGUGGACCAUCCUCGUUGUCGCCGCAGCAUCAACCGUAUUCGGGAACAUUACAGUCGCCACCGAUACCGGACAAUCGUCUCAGACGGGUUGCCACAGUCACGACCUCGAACAAUAAUCAUAAGUCCCCAAAUGGCCAAAACAGAACGAAUAAUUUAAAUAGCAGCCAAGUGACCAUGUCGCCCACAAUGCAACAGCAACCACAGCAACAACCGCCACAAAAAUCGCCACCGCGAGGUCAAGGAAACCACACCUUCUCCUCUUAGCACCCACAUUGUAAUCUACACAUACAAAAUGUCUUCUUCAUGGAAUUUUAAACGUACAUCUACUAGAAUCAGUUCAAUUCCAACUGAUUGUGUCCUUUUGUAUAAUUUUUAGCGAACAAAAAACAACACUUUAGUCUUAGCAACGAGAAUUGAUCUAUUUAUGUGGACCAUUCACGGGCGAGUGGAUGAUACUAGUGUAGAGGAAUUUGUAAAACUUGUAAAAAGUAAUCAACAUACUGUAUAUUAAUAAAACAAUUAUUCUGUUCAUUUGAUUUUUGAAAAGUCUAUCGUUGGCUAAUCGCCCUUUAAAAAGAGCUACAAACCAAACAAAAAAUAAUAAAAACAAUUUAGCUAAAAAUCAUAAUUUUUGUUGUAAGCAACAAGAAAAUAUGUAUAUUUUUUAAAGCAAACUAAAGAUUAAUAUCCCAACUGAUAAUGCCUAAAUUUGAUUAGUAAUGGACCUAAAAAAAAAAAAACAAAUAAAAGAAACAAAAGAUUAAUGAUAAAUAAGCAGACACAAAAACAUAAUUGAUUAGGUAAUAAUAUUCAAUAAUAAACAUAAAUUAAUAUACAAGAACAUUGUACUCACAUUAUUGAACGACAAUGUAACUACCUAUUUCGAUUUAGACGCAUUUUAUUUUUUAAGUAUUUAAUAUUUGAAAACUAAUGAACGGAUUUGUUUUCUAAACACGGCAAACAAAUAUGAAAUGUAUAAAAUUAAUAGCAAAAUUUCAAGAGACGGGAAACCCCCUUUAAAAACUAUAAGAAAACUGAAUUUUAAUUGUUAUGAUUGAAUUUUAUAAAUAAAGUCAGAGAAAUUUGAGCAAAUUAA